UCGUGGGCGGCUGUGGGCGGUGUGUGUCUAGAGAGGGGCGGGACCGGCGACGCGGCCCGCCGGGCUCCUCAGGUUUAGUACGGGUCUCUGGGCGGCCCGGCCCGGCCCGGCCCCCGGAGGCAUAGGCCGAAGGGGCCGCGCACCGCUUGGAGGUGCGGAGGGGAAAGCCUGGGGCGUCGCUUCAGCUGCCCGCCCCUCCCCCUCUCAUCUCCGGGCAGGCAAGGCUCCUGGGACCCUGGCGGGGCUCCUGCCGGGUCCGCGCUCCCGACUGCCGAGUCCUGCUGAGCGACUCUGGAGUGCCCGUCCAGAUGCCAGCCCUGCUGCCACUGGGGGGCCCUCUGGGAGACUGAAGACCCAGGCUGAGGCUGACUGGCCCUGAGACGUAGGCCAGGGCAAUGGCAGCCCCCCCAGAGCCUCAGGACCAAGCCCCUGAGGAGGGAGAAGGGCUUCUGAUCGUGAAGGUAGAAGAUUCCUCCUGGGAGCAGGACCCUGCCCAGCCAGAGGACCGUGGGGACCCAGAGCUGUGCCGCCGGCGCUUUCGGCAGUUCUGCUACGGGGAUGCGGGCGGGCCCCACGAGGCCUUCAGCCAGCUCUGGGAGCUCUGCUGCCGCUGGCUGCGGCCCGAGCUGCGCACCAAGGAGCAGAUCCUGGAGCUGCUGGUGCUGGAGCAGUUCCUGAGCGUGCUGCCCGUGGGCGUCCAGGACUGGGUGUGCCAGCAGUGCCCAGGCAGUGGCGAGGAGGCCGUCGCCUUGGUGCAGGACCUGCAGAAGCAGCCAGUGAAAGCUUGGUCACAGGAUGUGCCCUCAGAGCGGGCGGAACCUGAGGCUGCAGUCCAGGGGUCCCAGGCCCAGGGGCCUCCCUGGAGGGCGGGGACACGAAGCCAGCCACCUGUACCCUGGGAGCUGCACAGCCAUGGUGCCCAGCUUCCAGCUCUUAAACAGGGGAGCACCAGAGAGACGACAGAUACCUGCUUUGCCUCUGGGGGACCUGUGACAUUUGGAGACAUUCCCUUUUAUUUCUCCCGGGAAGAAUGGGGGUCCCUGGACCCUGCCCAGAGGGAUCUCUUCUGGGACAUAAAAAGGGAGAACUCUCGGAAUGUUGCCCUGGGUUUGGGGCACAGGAGCCACAGUGAGAGAACCCAGCUGGAGGAGGUGGUGACGGCGCUCCCAGACCAGGCUGCUGGCGACAAGACCGCGUCCAGGAGCCCGGAGGAGGCCGAGGCCUGGGAGGGCGGGGCCCGGCCGGGGGCGCCCCGGGGGCGGGGGUCGGGGGCAAGGCGCGGCCGGCCGCCCACGCGCCGGCGGCAGCUCCGAGACCUGGCGGCCGAGAAGCCGCACAGCUGCAGCCAGUGUGGCAAGCGCUUCCGCUGGGGCUCCGACCUGGCGCGCCACCAGCGCACACACACGGGCGAGAAGCCUCACAAGUGCCAGGAGUGCGACAAGAGUUUCCGCAGCUCCUCGGACCUGGUACGCCACCAGGGCGUGCACACGGGCCAGAAGCCCUUCUCCUGCACCCAGUGCGGCAAGAGCUUUAGCCGCAGCGCCUACCUGGCUGACCACCAGCGCAUCCACACGGGCGAGAAGCCAUUCGGCUGCAGCGACUGCGGCAAGAGCUUUUCACUGCGCUCCUACCUGCUGGACCACCGGCGCGUGCACACAGGAGAGCGGCCCUUCGGCUGCGGCGAGUGCGACAAGAGCUUCAAGCAGCGCGCCCACCUCAUCGCCCACCAGAGCCUGCACGCCAAGAUGGCCCAGCCUGUGGGCUGAGGGCGGGAGCGCAAUCACCCAUCCGAAUCCACCGUCCCAGUGCGGCUUCCUACUCACAGAAACUGGUGGCCCUGCCCUCCUGGGACCCUGGCUGACGCCUCGUGACAUGGAGUCCCCCGUGACCUCACUGCCAGACUUCUGAUGCUCCAAGGUUUUUCUUGUUCAUUUACUGGAGCCCCAGCACGUUGCAGGCAGGUGGCCUGAGCACAGGGGAGAGGCUGGCACACAGGGAAGUCAGGACUCUGGCAGGGCCUGGAGUCCCCAUCCCAGAGCCCUCUUCAGCCCUGCUUGGCCCCGUGGCUCUUUGCUCCCAGCCUCUGGGCUGGGUCCAUGGGCCAGGCCUUCUGUCCUGCCAUCCUGUGACUUCCUGUGGGAGGGAGGCUAAGCCUCAGGGUGCUGCUGGGGUUAGGGGUCAGGGGAGGGGUCAGCCCACACCUGUGAAGAUGUGGAUCCUGGGCUCAGCUACAGAGGCUUCCUGGCCUCCACCUCUUUCCAUCUCCAGGCACUGGCCGCUCUGGCCCAUCCCAGCAGCCCAGAAGCUGCCCGCCUCUGCUCUCAGCCAACCUGCCCCCGGCUGAGUUUCCGAGAGUCACCCUCCACCAGCUGGGGCAGGCGGUGUGGGCUCCAGGGACAGAGGCCAACUGUGCAGACUCAGAAUAGGGCCGGCCGAGGCCAGCUGCCCCCACUCCCCGGAGUCUCGGGGUUUACGGUACUUCAUGCUCGUGCUCUGUUGGCACGUUGUCGCCGACUCCUGAGGCCUUGCAGUCCCUGCAGAAGGGCAUUCACAGGGACUGACCACAGGCCCUCGCAAGGAGCUGGCCCAGCUGACCUUAGAAGGGCAGCAGAAAGGUGAGAAUAAACACGAAAACUUUCUCCAA
This is a messenger RNA of Capra hircus (goat), 2644 nucleotides long. RefSeq names its product zinc finger protein 213 (gene ZNF213). Gene Ontology annotation, molecular function: RNA polymerase II cis-regulatory region sequence-specific DNA binding; DNA-binding transcription factor activity, RNA polymerase II-specific. Gene Ontology annotation, biological process: regulation of transcription by RNA polymerase II. The coding region runs from base 396 to 1766 and encodes 456 amino acids. The record is from RefSeq and is a predicted model, not a curated record. The transcript is spliced from 6 exons. Lineage: Eukaryota; Metazoa; Chordata; Mammalia; Artiodactyla; Bovidae.